Molecule: messenger RNA, 2673 nt
Organism: Rhopalosiphum maidis (corn leaf aphid)
Lineage: Eukaryota; Metazoa; Arthropoda; Insecta; Hemiptera; Aphididae
Product: tubulin alpha-1C chain
Exons: 4
Coding region: 158-1510 (450 amino acids)
Biological process (GO): mitotic cell cycle; microtubule cytoskeleton organization
Cellular component (GO): microtubule; cytoplasm
Molecular function (GO): GTP binding; structural constituent of cytoskeleton
Source: RefSeq, a predicted model, not a curated record
GGCGGCGGUCGCGCCUAUAUAAGAACGUGAGCACGGUAAGUGACGCGUCUCAGUGUCUUUCAUUAAGCCCGUACGAAACAACUUCAAACGCCGCCGAAAACCCAUAUACACAGUCAUUUACUGUUGAGACCAAAACCGCUGCAAACAUUCGACGAAGAUGCGUGAAUGUAUAUCAGUACAUAUUGGUCAAGCCGGUGUCCAGAUCGGUAAUGCGUGUUGGGAGCUAUACUGCUUAGAACAUGGCAUUCAACCCGACGGACAAAUGCCAUCGGAUAAGACGAUUGGCGGCGGCGAUGAUAGUUUCAACACGUUUUUUAGCGAGACCGGAGCUGGAAAACACGUCCCGAGAGCUGUGUUUGUCGAUUUGGAGCCAACCGUUGUCGACGAAGUGCGUACCGGCACGUACAGACAACUGUUUCACCCCGAACAGCUGAUCACUGGCAAAGAGGACGCCGCCAACAAUUAUGCUCGUGGUCACUACACGAUUGGUAAGGAGAUCGUGGACAUCGUACUGGACCGGAUCCGGAAGCUGUCUGACCAAUGCACUGGGCUGCAGGGUUUCUUAGUAUUCCACUCAUUCGGUGGCGGUACUGGCUCCGGGUUCACGUCGCUGCUCAUGGAACGGCUGAGCGUGGACUACGGAAAAAAGAGCAAAUUGGAGUUCUCCAUUUACCCGGCGCCGCAGGUAUCCACAGCCGUAGUAGAGCCGUAUAAUUCCAUAUUGACCACACACACCACUCUCGAGCAUUCAGAUUGUUCAUUCAUGGUAGACAAUGAGGCCAUCUACGAUAUAUGUCGCCGAAACUUGGACAUUGAACGGCCCACAUACACCAACCUGAAUCGAUUGAUCGGCCAGAUUGUGUCUUCCAUUACGGCGUCGCUGAGGUUUGACGGCGCGUUAAACGUCGACCUGACAGAGUUUCAAACGAAUCUGGUGCCGUAUCCGCGUAUCCAUUUCCCACUGGCCACCUACGCACCCGUGAUAUCAGCCGAGAAGGCGUAUCACGAACAGAUGACCGUGGCCGAGAUCACCAACGCCUGUUUCGAGCCGGCCAAUCAGAUGGUCAAGUGCGACCCACGGCACGGCAAGUACAUGGCGUGUUGCAUGCUGUACAGGGGCGACGUGGUGCCGAAGGACGUGAACGCGGCUAUCGCCACCAUCAAGACGAAGAGGACCAUACAGUUUGUGGACUGGUGCCCGACCGGAUUCAAGGUCGGCAUUAACUACCAACCGCCGACGGUGGUGCCGGGCGGCGACCUGGCCAAGGUGCAGCGGGCCGUGUGCAUGUUGUCGAACACGACGGCCAUCGCCGAGGCCUGGGCCCGGCUCGACCACAAGUUCGACCUGAUGUACGCGAAACGAGCAUUCGUACACUGGUACGUGGGCGAGGGCAUGGAGGAGGGCGAGUUUAGUGAGGCCCGCGAGGACUUGGCCGCGCUCGAGAAGGAUUACGAGGAGGUGGCCACCGAUUCGGCGGACGGCGACGGCGACGACGGAGACGAAUACUAACGACCAUCACUCGCACCUCCACCGCCACCACCGUUUCAACACCGCGACGAACGACUGCCGCCGCCCGACCUCGAGGACUGCGAUAUCUCUGGUCACAAACAUUUCCGCCCUCGAGUCUUGCUCGUACGAUGAAAAUAAUCUAACAAUAAUAAUCACUGCUCGAAUUUGAAAAAUAAGUUGACACAAUCUUUUCAGCAUAACUAUAAAAAUAUACAUACUCCGAUUAAUGUACACCAAGUAAAAAAUCAAUAAGAUAUAUUUUUAUAUAAUAUUAUAUAUCACAGUGGUCCUAAGUCAUGAUCUUAUCAUUAAUGCACUUUACAAUUUAUUUAACUUAUCUUAGUUAAUAAAAGACCGAAGAAGGUGCAUUAUAAUAUAUUAACAAUAUUAUAUCAACGUUGAAUAUGGUUUUCAAAAAUAUUUUUGUAAAAGAAUGUACCGUCCCCUCGUUUCAAUAAAAUAUAUUAAUAGAAGAUCUUUGUUCCUGUGCACCCCUUUUUAUAAUUUAAGCUUUGAGUAUUAGUAACAUCUUAAAUAAAAUACAUAAUAUUAUAUCAUAAUUCACCUCCAACAGGAAUCGGGCGCGGGCUAUAUCGUUGAAAUGGCUAUUUUGAAUUUAUAUAAUACCUAUAUCGUUUUUAAUUUUGAAAAUCGAAUAAUUUAUUUACACUAACGCUUAUACUCGAUCGACCACCUGUUUAAAUAUAAUAUUAAUACAUGAAGAUUAUUUUUUACUAGCUUAUAACUAAAUUAUAAUAUUGUAUUAUACGUGUUGAUCGGUGGCAUAAUGGACUGCAGGAAUUUUUUAUGGUGGAGGGGUGGGUAGAGUUCAUAAUUAUCACAAAUCAUUAAAAAAAAAAACAAUUUUAUAGUAAUAAGAAUUUGUAUGUUUUUUCGUUGUAAAAUGUCAAGAGGGUGGGAUUUGAACCCCUACUCCCCAUUCCACAUAUUUCCGUAUAUAUAAUAUAUUAUAUAUUAUACAGCCCCAUAUUUGUUAAACAGAUCGUUUGCAUAUUUAUCAUAUAAUAUGUACGCGUGUAUAACGACUAACAGUACCUAUAAAUUAAGUUGUAUGUGUUUUUUCUUUCAAAUUUGUUCUUUUUAGCUUAAGAUAUGACAUUAACAUAAAUAUUUAACUUAAAACUUAUUAAUUAUUAAUUAUU